Molecule: messenger RNA, 1905 nt
Organism: Penicillium coprophilum
Lineage: Eukaryota; Fungi; Ascomycota; Eurotiomycetes; Eurotiales; Aspergillaceae
Exons: 4
Coding region: 1-1905 (634 amino acids)
Source: RefSeq, a predicted model, not a curated record
AUGACGUCCCGCGAAGAAACUGUUCUAGCUCCCACCGAUCCCUCUAUUACUGAUGAGAAUGAUUGGUGGGAAUUCGGCCUAACCGAUGUGAAGGUUCUAAAGCCCGGGAAGAUGCUAUAUGCAAAUCUACUGGACGCCACCGAACAGAAUCCAGUGCAGGUGAUCGGCUGCUUAGAGCCGCUUCGUGAGGACCAGGAACACUUAGAAAGCAGCUUGCUGACCAGUCACUCGUUCACCAGUGCUCAAACCGGACAACCCCCUAAGCGCAUUAUUAUUGACGAGGUCACACACUAUGCCUACGGCCAGACUGAAGAUAAGAGCAUUGAGCUCUGGGUAGCUGGAAAGGCGGGCUGGUACGACAUCAUUUCGCCCGCCAAGGGUUUCACACCUACAUACAAUCGCAUAGUUCAGGCCAUUGAUAUGCUGUAUUUCCUGGUCGAUAAGCAUCAGCAAGGAAAGAAACAGAUCAAUCCCUCUUUCAGGAAUCUCUGUGAACAAUACAUCUACCACACAUAUGGUUCAUGUGAGACCCGAGAGCAAUCAGCUGAGGUCUUUGCGACACACGCUGUCUUCUUGCUUCGCUGCAUGAUUCAAGGUGAUUCAGAUGUGGAAUGGAAGAAGACGAAUGUUUUCGUCCAUCUGCGUCGCCAAUUUCAUGAUGAAUAUAAUAGGCUGAUGGAGGAACUUUCACCCUCAGAGGCAAGCGAACCCGAAUCCCAAGACGAACCAGAAGUGGCAACUCCUCGACGUCAGCCUGCAGCAAUCUCAAAAUCACAAGCCGAUGCCAUCUAUCAGUUACUCAAGGACCUCAGAGAAGAAGGUCACCUAGCAAAGCGUCGCCUGCAUAUUGACCUCCUGGGAGAACGCUUGGCAGAACGAUUCUCUACCAGCAACGAAGAUGCCCAGAAGAUUAUUUCCAUCAGGGCAGCUGCCGUACUGGAAAUGAUGGAUGAGGAGGACUUCAGAUGGGCUCGCUAUGUCAUCCAUCGGGAACUGACGCAUGCGUCUACGAAAUCCGCCCCUCUGCCAGCUGCACUCCUAAUCCCCCUGGAUCCGCAGGAAGAGUCUAGCGACGAUGAGCGUUACGGCAGGACUCAGAAGUCUGUGCUACGUCCAAAAGUCCACACAGUCUCCAAUAAAGUGACCGGCAAGAGAAACCGCAACGCCUCCACAAACCAGCAGACAGUCGAAUCCAACGACGAGGAAGACCAAGAGGAUAAUGAGGAAAUCGAUGAGAUCGAAACACCCAGCAAAACCCGUGGCCACGAAUUAAUCAGAGAUCCAUUCUCAGCCACAAAGCCUCGGACUCGCUCAUUCUUGGCAGCUUCCUCCAGCGGCGCCAGCUCCUCUCUUAUGAAGAGCCUGUUCAAGGACAAUAUCAAAAAAGACAAACCCCAGACUCCUCCUGUAUCUUCCUCGCCAUUAAGUCAAAAGCUCCUGACCCCAGAGCGGGAUUCAACUCCAGAUACCUCACAGGGAAUUGAAGAUCUCAUCGACGAGACAUCUGGUACUUGGACAUGCCGCAUGCCGGGAUGUGAGAAGGUGAUCUCGAUCACCGACAUAGUCGAGCGCAAGAAGCUUAUUGGGGACCAUGCCGGAGAGCACGAAUGGGAAACACAGAUGAAGGUCGAGCUGAUGGAAUCGGAGAAACGCAUGCAUUCUUCUUUCCCAGUCAGCAACCUCAUGCAAUAUGUCAUUGACGCACAUGUGAUACAAAUGCGCGCUGCAUUCCCGGAGUUUUAUUCUGCAAGUACCAAAGAAAAUGGCACGGCUCAGAAUGGCGAACAUGUCCCGAAUGGAGAGACAUCCAUUCCAAAGCCCGAGGGAUUAGAAGAGCCGAUUGACGAGGACGAAGAGGAUGAUGAAGAUCAGGAGCUUGAAGAUCUUGUGAACGGCUACACUUGA